GCUGCCGCCGGGACUCGGAACGUGGUGUGUCGGAUCGGUGGUGCCAAGCGGAGAAACAGCUAGCGAUCCGCACCGGCCGGAGAGGAGUUUCUCCACUCGUGUGCCGGUCACGCCCUGAACAGUAUAAGCAGCAUUCAGGAAUUAAAAACAAUAGUGGAUGUAUUUCGAAUAUCACCGGGGCGACUUUGGGUACGGGCGACGUUCAACCCCCAACUCUGCCAAGAUCGGGCUCCCAAGACAUCGAUGUGUGUCUGGCUGGGCAAGUGAUGCCGAUUAAUUGCUGCCAAUUGGCUGUCGGAAGGGAGCGACAAAUUGUGAAAGAACCGUUUUCUUCGACUAAACUAUAUCAGUGUUUAUAAGAUCCGCAGUGUUACCAUGACGACUGUUGUGAUGGAGCAAAUCGGUAGACUCUUCAUCAACAUCCAGCAGAUCCGUCAGAUCCCGAGCCUAGUGGAGCAGUCCAUUCCCAGCCUGCCUUGCACCGUGAAGGAUUGGGAGGUGCCGCGGAUAUUCCGGGAGCCGUACAUCCACUCUGGCUACAGGCCUGUGGAGCAGAACUGGCGGUACUACUUCUUUACCUUGUUCCUGCGGCACAAUGAGUCCGUCAACGUUUGGUCCCAUCUCUUUGCUGCGCUGAUCAUCCUCCUAAAACUGCAGGAGUUCUCCCAGACGGUGGACUUCUGGUCAGACCAGCACGCAUUGCCACUGUUGAUCCUCCUGCUGUCUGCCUUCAACUAUUUAACCUGCAGCUUCCUUGCCCACCUUCUGCACGCUCGCUCGGAAUUUGCCCAUUACUCCUUUUUCUUCAUGGACUAUGUUGGUGUGGCAGUCUAUCAGUAUGGGAGUGCUUUGGUCCACUAUUACUACUCCAUUGAAGAGGAAUGGUACCACAUCAUCAAAACAUUCUACCUCCCCGUGGCUACCCUGUUGGCUUGGAUGUCCUGUGUAGGAUGCUGCUAUGCAAAAUCCAACGCCAAGGUACUGCACCCUUGGUCACGCAAACUCUACCAGAUAGUCCCAGCUGGGCUGGCCUACAUGCUGGACAUUAGUCCUGUGGUUCACCGGAUAUACAGCUGCAAUUCCUUCAGUUGUACUGACUCUUCCAUUUGGUACCAUGAAUGCCAGAUCAUCUUCUUCCUCAUAAGUGCUCAUUUCUUCUCUUGCCCUCACCCAGAGAAGUGGCUCCCAGGAAAGUGCGACAUCUUCCUACAGGGGCAUCAGAUUUUCCACAUCUUCAUGGUCCUCUGCACCCUGGCCCAAUUGGAAGCUAUCCAUUUGGAUUAUAAACAUAGGCAGCAUUUCUAUCAGAUUUGGCACAGCGACUCCACCUGGUCUGUGCUGGUCUGUUUUGCAUUGAUCAUUUCCUCCAGCAUUAUCACAGCGGCUUACAUGAGGCACCUCAUCAAAAUCAAACUUGGUCUCAAGGAGAAAUGAAGACUGGUGCUUCUCAAUCCAAUAUCUUACUUGUCUUGAGUAUACCAUCUAUUGGGGAGUGGGAGAAGGGUAGGGAAAAGCUAUCCCUGUUUUCCAGCUAGCGGUGGACACUGCCUGGGAGUUCUAUUCUUGGAUUGAACUUGAUAGUGAUUUCGGUUUUCAAAUGAGACUGGCAGCGAUUUUGGCAAGCAUCAAGGACGUACAAGGAAUUGUCAACAUAAUGCUGAAUGCCUUGUAUCUUUGCAUAACACCUAAAUUGUUCAAUUAGAACUGGUUCAAGCCGAGCAGGCCAAAUGUGGUUAUGACCCACCGCAGAGUAGAGUUUGGGAAUGAGUGUCUGUUAGCCUUGGGUAUUUUUCUCCUUCCCAGUACUGAUGAAGGGUGUUUGAUUAGAAGCUUUGGCUGACCUGCUGAGUGUUUCCAGCAUUUUAUUUUGUCUCAGUUUGCUGGUGCUCAAACCAUCUGUCAUGGGCCAUUUAUCCCACUACAGCUGUCAACCGAGGUUGUCCAUUUAAUUUACCCAAAUCCACUUAUCCCACUCAUCUCAAUUAUGUUCAUAAUAUCCAAAGAUUGCAUUUCUGUGGUUUGGAGUUGAUUGGCGCUAAACUUUUGCGUUGGCUGAUGCUGACUACGUCAUUGAUCUAAAGUGCGUCAAAAGCCAACAAUUGGGUGUGCAAGGAUAUGACUUAUAGCAGUGAUACAGAGCUGUGGCCGAUGUGGAGAUAAUAAUUGCUGUCCACCUUUUUAAAUGGAGUACAGCAGUGAAGCUGCCCUGAGAGAAUUAAUGCAUCACAUCUCCCGGACCAAAAUACUUUCGAGUAUCAGUUCCAUUCCAGAUUUUCCUAUUCAAUCUCUGAUCAACUGAAUAGCAUUUGGCUAUUUUCUAUAUAUUUCCUUAUGACACAGAAGGAAGCUAUUCAGUUCAUCAAGUCUAUGUUGGCUCUGAGUAAUCCCAUUCACCACUGAUUUUUUUUUCUAACCUAUCCUCUUGUGUUCCCUUCAGCUUCCCCCCAGAUUUUAUCAUGUACCUUACACACCAGGAGCAAUUUACCGGUUAACCUUCCAACCCACGUGUUUCUCGGGAUGUGGGAGGAAUCCGGAGGAAAUCCACCUAGUCGCAGGGAGAAUGUGCAAACUCCACACAUGGUUCUCAGCUGAAUUGUCAGUCAUCAUGAGACUGCAAGCUUGAUUUGGCUCAUCUUGGCUGUCCGUGUAUUCGUUAAGGACGGAAGGAACUGUAAAUGUCAGGACUGGACAUCUUAAAGACCUCCGCUGCUCUGUAAAUAGUGCCAUAGGAUAUCUUACAUCCACCUGAGCAAACGGUAUUGAUCAUCAGAUAGCCCUGACCCUAUCCACCACCUUGUUCUGACAUAGUUGGUGCCCAUCCCUGCUGAACGUUACAUAUCGGUGUUCCUGAUGGUUGACUCUUGUAACUUCCUGUGGUUUCACUGCCCAAAGCUGUCCAAAAGUGAAAGAACAUUUUACAUCUGUAAUGUUGUCUUCAUCAAAUUUAAAUUGAUUUCUGGAAAAUUGUAUAUUUUCCUAACGUGCCAGGGUUAAAUGCUCGUGUAAUCUUGGUCAUUUGGUGUUCUGCCUCUUGCCAAGUCUGAACAGUGCCAGAAUCCUGCUCCAUAUACAGCAAUGACUGUUAAAUUGCUGCUUCUAAAAGAACACGUGUGGUCCAUGAGGGAAAGAUAAGUGGAUUUGUAAAUGGUUGUAAAGUACCAAAAAUGGAAGCUUUUGUACGUGUGCUUUAGUGAUGUGGGUUGAGAGAAGUCAAUCUGCUUUUCUUGAAAUAAAUGUCAUUAAAUCCUUUACACCCACCUGAGUUUACACCACAUCCAGAAGAUGUGUAUCCUGGGGUAUCAUUCUAAGUAUUUUUGAAGUAAUAGGACUCAUGAUUUCUUGGCUGAAACAAGAGUGCGUCCCAAUAAGCCAUGAAGGACAGGAGCAGCCCACAAGCAGACGGUGAAGUAGUCAGAAAUGUCUUGCUGGAUACAGUGUGUAUAUUGUUCACUUGAGGUCAUUGUUCACGAGGAGUGAGAAGUUAUGGCUGGAAAUAUUCCCUAUUGUUUUCUUCUUUAUUGCACUGUUUUGCAGUGAUCCCACUAUGAUGUUAGAAAAUAAAAUGAGCUGUGUGAUGCCAUCCAUUCUCAGCUGAUGGGGUGAUGGGGUAAAACUGGGGGUUGGAGUGGACUGAGCCGGCACUAUAUGUGGAGCAAGACUUUUAUCCUUUCAACAUGUGUGUGUACACAGAAAUAAAAUUGUAUCUAAUGUU
Pristis pectinata (smalltooth sawfish) is the source of this 3712-nucleotide messenger RNA. RefSeq names its product progestin and adipoQ receptor family member VII, b (gene paqr7b). Gene Ontology annotation, biological process: response to steroid hormone. Gene Ontology annotation, cellular component: plasma membrane. The coding region runs from base 376 to 1434 and encodes 352 amino acids. NCBI's taxonomy places the organism in Eukaryota, Metazoa, Chordata, Chondrichthyes, Rhinopristiformes, Pristidae. The record is from RefSeq and is a predicted model, not a curated record. Gene Ontology annotation, molecular function: steroid binding; nuclear steroid receptor activity. The transcript has 3 exons.